Molecule: messenger RNA, 1026 nt
Organism: Colossoma macropomum (tambaqui)
Lineage: Eukaryota; Metazoa; Chordata; Actinopteri; Characiformes; Serrasalmidae
Product: heat shock protein 30-like
Exons: 1
Coding region: 170-796 (208 amino acids)
Biological process (GO): protein refolding; response to heat
Molecular function (GO): protein folding chaperone
Source: RefSeq, a predicted model, not a curated record
UGACACUCACUGGACAACUGCGGUAAUGACAGGAAAGUUCAGGAACUCACUGGAAGUAAAACAGGCUUCUUUAUAAAGCCUGAGCAGCUCACAGCGCUCAGGUCAAAUCAAAGAGAGCUGCUACGCUAUCUGACAGAGCAAUCAAGAGUCAACACAACCGUAGAAGAGAAUGUUGAGUCUGUACGGCUUACAGCCUUCAUUCAGCCCAUUCAUGGACAUUCCCUGGCCUGUGCGCAGUCUGUGGCCUGAGGUUGUUCCUCUUUACCAUCACAGAGAUGCACUGCUGAAAAACAUGCAGGGCAUAGAGACUACUUUGAAGCUUUUGGAGAAACUUCAGCACGAGAUCUUUCAGAAAGUCUCCCAGACCGCCGCCUCUGACGUGGUCCAGCCGCUCUCCUACGCAGUGGAGAAAGAGGGAGGUGGUUUUGCCUUGACCCUGGAUGCUAAAGGCUUCUCCCCCGAGGAACUGUCCGUCAAACAGGUGGGAAGGAAGCUGCGCGUCUGCGGGAAGACAGAGAAGAGAGAGGAAGAUGGGAAAGGAUCUUACUCACACAGAGUCCAGGAGUUCAGGCGGGAGUUUGUCUUGCCGGAAGGAGUGAAUCCAGAGGCGCUGAGCUGCUCCCUGGCUGAUGGAAAACUAUUCAUUCAGGCACCAAACACACAGCAGUCUGAAAAACCUGACAGAGUGCUAACCAUCGACAGCAGUCAAGCUGGUGAGAUAGCUCGGUCAGAAACCACACAGACCCAGGACAGCACCACUGAAACACAGAGAGCAGCGGAGCAAAAGCUUGGCUGAAGAGAGCGAGAACGUCUGUAGCAGAAUUGUACGGCUCCGCGUGUAGGGCCAGUGCGGCAACUUUUUUAUCUGUCCAUUGGAAAUAUAAUGACGUAGAUAUACUGUUUUUAAGCCUCUUAUAAUGUCUACUUCUCCUGUGCUUCGUUUCUUUGUUUGUACAAUUUUGUUAUGCAAUUUGUACUAGAGUUGUAAAAAAAGUCUUCAAAAAUAAAGACAAUUUCAUUUCGCUA